This is a messenger RNA of Choloepus didactylus (southern two-toed sloth), 460 nucleotides long. RefSeq names its product vacuolar ATPase assembly integral membrane protein VMA21. NCBI's taxonomy places the organism in Eukaryota, Metazoa, Chordata, Mammalia, Pilosa, Megalonychidae. Gene Ontology annotation, biological process: vacuolar proton-transporting V-type ATPase complex assembly. Bases 53 to 358 code for a protein of 101 amino acids. Gene Ontology annotation, cellular component: endoplasmic reticulum membrane. The transcript has a single exon. The record is from RefSeq and is a predicted model, not a curated record.
CCCGCCGCCGCUGCCGCCGCCGCCGAGCGCCUGCUGCGGGCGCGGCGACGCCAUGGAGCGUUUUGAUAAGGCGGCGUUGAACGCACUGCAGCCGCCCGAGUUCAGAACUGAAAGUUCAUUAGCAUCUACCCUGAAGACGCUCCUGUUCUUCACUGCUUUAAUGAUCACUGUUCCUAUUGGGUUAUAUUUCACGACUAAAUCUUACGUAUUUGAAGGCGCCUUGGGGAUGUCUAAUAGGGACAGCUAUUUUUAUGCUGCUAUUGUUGCAGUGGUUGCCGUCCACGUGGUGCUGGCCCUCUUUGUGUACGUGGCCUGGAAUGAAGGCUCACGGCAGUGGCGGGAAGGCAAACAGGAUUAAAGUGAAUAUUACCUUUUGAUAACAUUAAAUUGCUUUUUGAAAUGGUAAAUGCUUCUGGGGGCACUGAUAAUUUGAAUAAAAAAUUGAAAGAACAUGUUAAAA